Cylicostephanus goldi is the source of this 303-nucleotide messenger RNA. NCBI's taxonomy places the organism in Eukaryota, Metazoa, Nematoda, Chromadorea, Rhabditida, Strongylidae. The record is from the annotation of a GenBank genome assembly.
AUUGUUACCAAGUUUAUCCAUGAUAUCAGCAACUGUGAUAACGACAAAUGCUGGUUAAAAGCUUUACGAGUGCUUCGAAAUCUUCCCAUAAACGCAUCCUAUGAUUUGGCACAAGGAUUACUGUGCACUAAUAAGCAUAGCCGAGAAGUACAGAUGGCAGCCCUUCAUGUGAUCAAAGCAGCAGAUCCAUCCCUAUACGACAUGAAGCUUAUAAAUACACUAAUAAAGCUCUUUCGAAACACUUGCCCUCAGCCAACGAGCACUGGUGAAUCACAAUUGGCUGUGGAUAUCUUACUGAAGUGA